Molecule: messenger RNA, 2751 nt
Organism: Triticum dicoccoides
Lineage: Eukaryota; Viridiplantae; Streptophyta; Magnoliopsida; Poales; Poaceae
Product: DNA mismatch repair protein MSH3-like
Exons: 9
Coding region: 148-2469 (773 amino acids)
Biological process (GO): mismatch repair; mitotic recombination
Cellular component (GO): nucleus
Molecular function (GO): ATP binding; ATP-dependent DNA damage sensor activity; mismatched DNA binding
Source: RefSeq, a predicted model, not a curated record
CGCGCGCUCCUCGAGCCGUCGCCUCCCGGCUCGAACCCUAGCGGCGGCGAUGGCGGCGGCGGCGGCGGCGGCGGCGGCGGCAGAGGCUACACCCCGCUGGAGCAGCAGGUCGUGGACCUCAAGGCCCGCCAUCCGGACGUCCUCCUCAUGGUCGAGGUGGGCUACCGCUUCCGCUUCUUCGGCGAGGACGCCGCCGUCGCCGCCUCCGUCCUCGGCAUCGUCGCCCACCCCGACCGCAGCUUCCUCACCGCCAGCGUCCCCACGUUCCGCCUGGGGUUCCACGUCCGCCGCCUCGUCGACGCGGGCCACAAGGUCGGCGUCGUCCGCCAGACCGAGACCGCGGCGAUCAAGGCGGCGGCGGCCGCGCGCGGCGGGGGCGGCGCGGCCCCUUUCGCGCGCGAGCUGUCGGCGGUGUACACGCGCGCCACCAUCGAGGCCGGGGCUGGGGAACUGGAGGGCGGCGGCGCGCCGGAAGAGGGGAGCAGGUACCUCGUGUGCGUGGUGGACAAGGAGGUGGAUGCCGUGGGGAGGGAGGGGUUCGAGGUGAAGGUUGGGGUGGUGGCCAUCGAGGUGUCCACAGGCGAGGUCGUGCACGGGGAGUUCAUGGACGGCGCAGCCAGGAGCGGGCUUGAGGCCGUGCUGCUUGGCCUGGCGCCCGUUGAGGUCAUACUCGGCACCCCUCUCUCGUUCCCUACUGAAAAGCUGAUGAGGGCAUAUGCGGGACCUGCCUCUAAUGUCCGGGUUGAGUGCACUUCGCGUGAUUGUUUCAGCGAGGGCGGCGCUUUAGCAGAACUGAUGUCUUUGUUUGAGAAAUCGGAGGUCAAUUCGCCAACCAUUGGAAACGAUAAACAGAUGGAAAUAAAUGAAGAGGACAACAAUCUUCGUGGGAUGGAGGGUGUCAUGGCUAUGCCAGAGCUAGUUGCCCAAGCAAUGGCAUUGAGCGUUCGCUAUUUGAAGGGUUUUGGUAUGGAGAGGUUAAUCUGCUUUGGUUCUUUGUUCCGGCCAUUUACUGCUAAUACUGAAAUGUCUCUAUCAGCAAACGCUCUUCAGCAGCUCGAGGUAUUAAAGAACAACUCAGAUGGUUCAAUAGAAGGGUCCCUGUUCCAAACUAUGAACAACACAUGUACAGCUUUUGGAUCUAGGCUGUUUAGACACUGGUGGGUCAUUAAUGUUACCUAUUGUGUGUGUCUGCAGCUACCAGUAGAUAGAAGGGUGCCUUCAAAUUGGAUGAAAGUAAAUAGCACCAAAAAAACUAUUAGAUACCACACUCCUGAAGUAUUGAAGAACUUGGACAACUUAUUACUGGCUAAAGAAGAACUAGCAGUUAUCUGCAGGAAAACAUGGCACAAAUUCCUUAUGGAUUUUGGCAAAUAUUAUGCGCAGUUUCAAGCAUCUGUGGAAUCUCUUGCAGCUCUUGACUGCUUAUACUCUCUUGCCACUCUUGCAAAACAAAAUAAUUAUGUACAACCUAAUUUUGUUCCUGAAAAUGAAGCAAGUCAGAUCCACAUCAAAGAUGGCCGCCAUCCGGUUCUGGAGUCUCUACUUGGAGACAAUUUCGUUCCAAAUGAUACAAACCUUCAUGCAGAUGGGCAGUACUGCCAGAUUGUUACAGGACCAAACAUGGGAGGAAAAAGUUGCUAUAUUCGUCAAGUUGCACUAAUUACUAUUAUGGCCCAGGUUGGUUCCUUUGUACCAGCUUCAUCAGCAACACUUCAUGUUGUUGAUGGAAUUUAUACUCGGAUGGGUGCAUCUGACAGUAUUCAACAAGGAACAAGUACCUUUUAUGAAGAGAUGAAUGAAGCUUCCAGCAUAUUACAGAACUGCUCAUCUCGAUCCCUAGUUAUCAUUGAUGAGCUUGGCCGUGGAACAAGCACACACGAUGGUGUUGCUAUAGCCUACGCUACAUUACACUAUCUCCUGAAAAACAAGAAAUGUAUUGUCAUUUUUGUAACUCACUAUCCAAAGAUUCUUGAUAUCCAGAGUGAAUUUGAAGGUUCUGUUGGGGCAUACCAUGUUUCAUAUCUGUCGACAAGGAAGCUGUUGCAAAUCAGUGAUGAAAUGAUGGGUAAUGGCACAGAAACAGAGGAUCUUGGAGAAAUUACUUUCUUGUAUAAACUUGUUGCUGGAGCUUCAGACAGAAGCUUUGGUCUUAAUGUCGCACUGCUUGCGCAGCUCCCGUUCAGAUGUAUUAAGCGGGCAUCGGUCAUGGCAGCCAAACUGCAAGAAGAGAUGAGUAAGCGCGAUAUAAACAAGCUGGUGAGGUUAAUGGACGAACCAUCCAGUGAUGGACCACGGGAAAGCUCUUCAGAAGUUGGUUUGCUUUGUGCAGAGCCUCACCAGGGGUUGAUGGAAGCAUGCCGCAGGAUACUGCAUGACAUGAGAUCUGCUCAAAGUAAUAACGACAUAACAAAUACACUUUCUUGUUUGAAGAGUGCACAGGAGAUAGCAUCGAAGAUGAUUAAAGGGUAGCAUCCUUCUCAAAUGAUGAAGCACUCUCUCAUUUCUUCCUUACCUUUUUUCUUUUCUUGUUUGGAAUGUAUUUCUUCCUUAACUUGAGGGGGAAUUAUCAGGUAUUGGUACUGUCCCGUUCUGUCCAUCUGUAUUUGCAUAUCUGGCCAUUGAUAGAGCCCCUCAGUCAGCAUUUUCUUACAUGUCACUCAUCGAUAUGUUCCACUUCUGUCGUGGUAGCAUGUUUAUGAGUGUCCUAUAUAAGUAUGUAGAAGGGAGUAUAUAUUUUGUGUUGCAUCGGUA